UUCACCUAUCCAACAGACACGUUGCUUCCGACGCAGAAAUUGGAGAUUGGAGGCGUCAUCUCCUCUCGCAAAUCGCAAGGUAACUUCUCACUCGGAAGAUUUCAGUUUCGUUUGCUUCGAGAUGGAAAUGCUGUUUCGAACACCAUUAAUUUGCCCUCUGGCUAUCCGUAUGAUGCAUACUAUAUUAGCAACACUUUUGACUCUUCGAGCACACAGAAUUCUGGGAAACAAGUGAUUUUUGAUGAACAUGGAUUUCUGUAUGUUCUGAAAAAUAAUGGAGUAAAAGUUAACAUUACACAGCUUAGUGAUGGUAACCCAAUUGAGGCUUAUUAUUACAAAGCCACCAUGAACUUUGAUGGAGUUUUGACUGUAAGUUCUUACCCCAAGGGCUCUGGUGGAGUUGCCAAUGGAAGCUGGAAAGAUUUGUUUAGAAUACCUGACAAUAUCUGUCUUUCUAAUGUAAAUCCAAUUGAAAGACUUGGCUCUGGAACCUGUGGAUUCAACAGUAUUUGCACACUGAAAUCUAAUGGAAGGCCAAGUUGUAAUUGUGCACAGGGUUAUUCCUUGGUUGAUCCAAACGAUGAGUUUGGUAACUGCACACCUGAUUUUACACAAGGUUGUGAAGGAGAAGAAGAAGGUGCUGCCAAUUUCAACCAUAACCUGUAUGAGAUGGUGGAUCUUCCAAAGACUAACUGGCCAAUGAAUGAUUAUGAGCGUUUUCCCACUUCAAAUGAACAAGACUGCAAAAGUUCUUGCCUGCAAGAUUGCCUUUGCGUGCUAGCGGUGUUUGGAGGCCGUGAUUGCUGGAAGAAAAGGCCACCGCUCACAUAUGGGAGACAGGAUGCAAGUAUUACAUCCGUUUCUUUCCUUAAAUUAAGAAAAAGUAAUGUCUCACUCGAGAGCUCCCCUGAUGAUAAUAGAACACGAAAGAAACAAACCACAAUAAUUGUUGUCAUGUCUGCACUCUUGGGCUGCUCUGUGUUUGUCAUCUUCAUAUUGCUGGGUUCCAAAUGCUUAGGUUUGUUUGCCUUGAAAAAGGAGAUAUUAGUUGGAACUUGCACAAAGAAUGUCGCUUUGGAAUGUAAUUUAAUCCAGUUUGCUUACAAAGAUCUUUACAAAGCAACAGAUGGUUUCAAGGAAGAACUAGGAAGG
Messenger RNA from Momordica charantia (bitter melon), 1152 nucleotides. RefSeq names its product G-type lectin S-receptor-like serine/threonine-protein kinase RLK1. Gene Ontology annotation, biological process: protein phosphorylation. The record is from RefSeq and is a predicted model, not a curated record. Gene Ontology annotation, molecular function: protein serine/threonine kinase activity; ATP binding. NCBI's taxonomy places the organism in Eukaryota, Viridiplantae, Streptophyta, Magnoliopsida, Cucurbitales, Cucurbitaceae.